CAUGAUUAUUUGCGAGAAUGGGCAGACAAGCACCGGGGAUAUGCUGAUAUCAUUGUCUCGAUGGAACAGCGAUCCAUGGACUAUGCAAGUCAAUCGGAUGGACCACCAGAGCCCAUGUGUCGAUGGUGCAAAGCCAGGGAGCCCACCUGGAAAUGCGAGGAUUGCUUUGGUUUCCCUGAAGGAUGUCAAGACUGCUUCUCAAAGGCCCACAACACGCUCCCGUUUCAUAAUGUUCUGUCCUGGACAGGCACUCACUACGAGCCUUCGUUCUUGCACAAGGCAGGGGUUGUCAUCCACUUGGGGCAUGGCGGUACACCAUGUCCCACACCACAUCCUCCGAAAGACCCACCAACAGCUUCAGACCAAUCCUCAAAUCCAAGUUUUGAAUCCGAACGAAUCUCGUUCAAGGUAGGGCUGGGGAAGGCCUUCACCAGAAAGCAUAUCGACGAGGAACGUAACUCGUACCUUGUGGUGGUUGACUGCAAUGGUCUCCACCAAGUUGCUGUUGACUGGUGCAGAUGUUCACCAGCGGUCAAUCGACGUUAUGACAUUCAACUGUUGCAGUCCGGCUUGUACCCAUCUACACCUAAAUCUCCUCGGACAGCAUUCACAUUCCGACUGCUGGAUAGUUUCUUGCUGAUGAACAGGGAGUGCAAAGUUCCCGCCAUGAGCUAUUUUUCUCUAUUGCAGCGACAAACCUUGAGCAUUGCUCCGCAGGAAGUACCUGCUCGUUAUGUUGAACUGCAACGGUGUUCACGCCAGUGGCGGUUCAUGAAGGCGCUGAUAGACAAUGGCCAUGUUGCAAUUGGCCGAAAACUUGGCCAAGGGGCGCUUGCCACCGCAUGCCCAGCUUGUCCACACCCUGGAAUAAACAUGGCGGAUGAUUGGAAGGAUGACCCCGACUGGUUCAAGCACGCAGCAACGCUUUGUGUAGACGGUAACUUCAAGGCGGACCACUUGCGGAUGAAGAAAGAAGAAAAUGACGUCCCUUUGGCGGAUGGAGCCAGAUACAUGACCGAAAGCUCCGCUUACAAGGUGCACUUGGCGGCAAGUGAACCCAGCAGCAGACGAGAGGUGUCGACGUGCAAUGCUCACCGUGCUGUGACUCAAGCUAACCAAGGUCGAGGACUGCACAAAGAUGUAAAUGGGAUUGCAGCCGUUGCAUGUGCAAGGCAUGGCUUCUUUGUUCCAGGAACCGGAGUGGAUAUACAUCUAGGAGAGCGGUUUUGUACCAUCGAUUGGGCAAUAUACAUGGGAUCACUCUGGUUCUUGGGGCUCCUGCAUUUGCUCUGGCUCUAUGACAUUUGGUGCAUAUACAAUGCAAAACUCAAGCAGCGCUUUAGUGACAGUUCAACCAUCUCAUUCCCUCCUGGUCUUACUAUUGCUGGUGGCAUUGGCCAAUUUCACGUUCACGGUCACAAGGGGGAUUGCUAUGCUCGCUAUUCUCCUUUGUUCAUCCUGGGAGCUGGAUGGGUGGACGGCGAAAUACUGGAGACACUUUGGUCCAUGCUGAAUGAGAUUUCUCGUAGCACCCGUGCUAUGACCACCUCCCACAGAAAAGAAGUCCUUGAUGACCACAUGGACGACUCGAACUGGAAAAAACUGAUCCGUAUUGCAUUAUCGCUAGCGUCAAAGUGGCGGAAGGCUGUCCAGGAGUUUGUCGAAUCUCAAGACGUCCUCGCGGAUCUGUCAGAGGUUGCAGGAAGUGAACGUGUUCAGGAAUGGACCGCCCAGCUCGACCAAGCAUACAAGGACCGCGCGGACGACGUCAAAUCGAUGGACAUUUUAACAGUACACUUCCCCGAGGUUCCGUCCCAGGCACAAAUCGAGGAAGAGCUUACAAAAAACAGCCCCCGUGCAUCCGCGGUGAAGGGCAUGACAUCCGCCGAGUGGCUAUCAGAGGGACUGAACAUCGGCGUCCAACAGUACGACGUGCCAAUAUUGGGUGUCACGCAAAUGGCUAAAUCAAUUUACAGAUUGAGGGUCAUCGAACUUGUCAAGGUGUCAGAAGGUAACGAUCAAGUUGAAAGCGCACAUAAAGCUAGAGAAGGCAGGCGGGCCCUUGCCAACCGGCUGAAAAUCUGGUUUGCAGAAGCGCCUAUAUUCGUUGGUAGCUUGGUCAAAUUGAACCUGGAGGAGGAGUCUCCGGAGUUGCGAAACGAGGCUCCCGAGCAUGUCGUGUUGCCACUACCGUCCGCAUUUGGAGCCGCGGCCUGUGAGGCACAUCAACUGAGCAAAUUGAUGGAGCAGGAGGCGGAGCUGAGGAAGGGACAGAUGAACGACCACCUCAACGAAAUGAAGAUUGGUAUCGCUAGGAAGGCAUUGGGGUGGAGCCGAGAUGUCCGCGCUGCCCGUGGUAGCGUGCACCAACAAACAAGGGCACGAGCAAAAGUGCAUCGCAUGGAGGAAGAGCUGCGCCAUCACACUCGCGUCUAUCGGUCUGCUCGGGAAGCUUCAAUUAGCAUGGGCUUGCUUGAUGAAAAGUACGAAGAGCUAUUGGAAGCACACCUUAACGCAAAAGCAGUCGACUUGAAUCCAGCGACAAGAGGAAUCAGAAAUGCUCACCUACCAUGGAUCUGGCGGAUGCACACAGAGAAGCAGGACACGCCUGAAUGGAUGUUGACUUUUGCUCGGAUUCAAUGGAUGAGGGAGAAAUGUCGAUUUGAUCGGUGGCAAGAAGAAUUGCUCAUUGUCCAGGAAGAAAUGAAGAGAGUCAAACGGUACUUUGAUUUCCAGGCAAGUGACUGGGAGACCCGCUCAAACACUAAGGAUUUGCCAGGCGGACACGUCGCUCUGGCAAACAGGAAACGAGGGAUGUGGCAUGCGUUGUCCCGCCUGGCGGAUGAGACCUUCAAG
Coniophora puteana RWD-64-598 SS2 is the source of this 2856-nucleotide messenger RNA. RefSeq lists its product as uncharacterized. The annotation marks the transcript as partial. The transcript is spliced from 10 exons. Lineage: Eukaryota; Fungi; Basidiomycota; Agaricomycetes; Boletales; Coniophoraceae. The record is from RefSeq and is a predicted model, not a curated record.